AUGUCCAACUACGAUCACAUGAACCCUUUUGAUCAAAUGGACGAAGACGAUUUCUUUGACGAAAUUGAUGACCAAAACCAUGCUGGGGAUGCUGCUCUUGAUGAAUAUGAGAUGCUUACUAAGGUGACUGAUACAUCAGCUGCUCAAGCAAGAAAGGGAAAGGACAUUCAGGGAAUUCCAUGGGAGAGGUUGAACAUAUCAAGGGAAAGGUACAGGUUGACAAGGCUUGAACAAUACAGGAAUUUCGAGAACAUUCUUACAUCGGGGGAUGCUGUAGACAAGGAGUGCAAGCAAAUGGAGAAGGGUGGCAAUUACUAUGAGUUCUUCUAUAAUACAAGAAUGGUUAAGCCUACCAUCCUUCAUUUUCAGCUGAGAAACUUAGUCUGGGCAACUUCAAAACAUGAUGUCUACCUUGUCUCCAACUACUCAGUCAAUCACUGGUCAUCAAUGAGCGGUAUUUUGUCUGAGAUAAUCAAUUUUGCUGGCCAUGUGACCCCUACCGAGAGAUAUUCAGGAAAUUUGUUGGAAGGAUUUUCUCAGACCCAAAUUAGCACAUUAGCUGUCAAGGAUAAACUUCUUGUUGCUGGUGGCUUCCAAGGAGAGCUUACUUGUAAGCGUUUGGAUAAGAAAGGAGUAAGUUUUUGUACACGGACCACACAUGAUGAUAAUGCUAUAACAAAUGCAAUUGAAAUAUAUGAAAGCUUGAGUGGCGCGACUCAUAUUAUUGCUUCCAAUAACGAUUGUGGUGUGAGAGAAUAUGACACAGAAAGGUUUCAGCUUUUGAAUAACUUCCAGUUCUCUUGGCCAGUGAAUCACACAUCAAUCAGUCCAGACCGUAAGCUUAUGACUGUCGUUGGAGAUUACCUAGAAGGACUGCUAGUGGAUCCUCAAAAUGGGAAGACUGUUGCCACUUUGGUUGGUCAUCGAGAUUACUCUUUUGCUUCUGCAUGGCAUCCCGAUGGAUUAACCUUUGCAACGGGGAAUCAGGAUAAGACUUGCAGAGUAUGGGAUGUUAGACACUUACGAUCUCCUGUUGCCAUUCUCAAGGGUAACCUGGGGGCAACCCGGUCUAUUCGGUUUUCUUCAGAUGGACAAUAUAUGGUGGUUGCUGAGCCUGCAGAUUUUGUCCACGUUUAUAGCACAAAGGCAGACUAUAGAAAACGGCAAGAGAUUGAUUUCUUUGGGGAAAUUUCUGGGGUUUGUCUAAGUCCUGAUGAUGAGUGUAUGUAUAUUGGAAUCUGGGACAGGACUUAUGCAAGCUUGCUACAGUAUAAUAGGAGGCACCAAUAUCAAUAUCUUAAUGCCUACUAUUGA
Molecule: messenger RNA, 1314 nt
Organism: Sphenostylis stenocarpa
Lineage: Eukaryota; Viridiplantae; Streptophyta; Magnoliopsida; Fabales; Fabaceae
Source: the annotation of a GenBank genome assembly